Mangifera indica (mango) is the source of this 843-nucleotide messenger RNA. RefSeq names its product putative fasciclin-like arabinogalactan protein 20. Bases 1 to 843 code for a protein of 280 amino acids. The record is from RefSeq and is a predicted model, not a curated record. The transcript is spliced from 2 exons. Lineage: Eukaryota; Viridiplantae; Streptophyta; Magnoliopsida; Sapindales; Anacardiaceae.
AUGGCUCUGACUCUUGAAUUCGCCUCAAACAACUUGAUCCCUCGCUCUGAAUUUCUCACUAUUUUCACUCCUUCCGACUCCGCAUUCUCCUCAUCCGGCCAGCCGUCUCUUUCCCUGGUGAAAUUCCACUUUUCUCACCAGUCUUUGACCUCCCAUACCCUCAAAACCCUCCCUUUCAACUCCAAGAUUCCAACUUUAUCCCCUUCCCGCGCUCUGCUCGUUACUUCACCGCCGUAUCGUGAUCACGAUUUCAUUUCAAUCAACGGGGUCAAGGUCAACGCCAGCUCGGUGAUAUACGACGACGGGUGGUUGAGAGUCUUUGGGAUUGAGAAAUUCUUUGAUCCAAACUUCCGUGCCCCUCCAAGGCCUAAUCUUGAUUGCGCAGCAUCGGUGCUUGACGACGAUGAAGACGACGGUGAUGGCCCGAUGAGUUUCGGUGAAGCUAUUGACGAAAUGAAAGAUAAACGGUACUCAGUUAUGGCUUCAUUUCUUGAAUUGCAAUUGGCGACGACAAAGAAGCCAACUUUGCUGACUGUGUUCGCUCCUCAAGAUGACAAAAUAGAGGGUGGCGACGCCCACAUUCUUGGGUACGAAAUUACUGUCACACUAAGGCAAGAUCAUGGGGGUCUGUUGGCCAAUGAAAUACUUGUUGCUGAGGAUGUGUAUGCCAAUGAGUGGCUUGCCGUUUUGGGGAUUGGUGAUGUUUUACCGGCUGUGCCGGAGCCGGAGCCAAAGCCAGAACCAAAACCAUCAGCUCAGAGAAGAAGAUCAAUGGUGAAUCUUGACAUCUUGAAGGUUUUGGUAGCUUUGUCAUCUCUGAUUAUUUGGAUAUAUGGCUUUUAG